Prionailurus viverrinus (fishing cat) is the source of this 3336-nucleotide messenger RNA. RefSeq names its product polycomb group ring finger 2 (gene PCGF2). Gene Ontology annotation, biological process: negative regulation of transcription by RNA polymerase II. Gene Ontology annotation, molecular function: promoter-specific chromatin binding. The transcript is spliced from 12 exons. The record is from RefSeq and is a predicted model, not a curated record. Gene Ontology annotation, cellular component: PRC1 complex. Bases 738 to 2018 code for a protein of 426 amino acids. NCBI's taxonomy places the organism in Eukaryota, Metazoa, Chordata, Mammalia, Carnivora, Felidae.
GCCACCCGGUAACUGAGGUCCCUGAUCCUCUGACCCAGGCUCCGGGGGAAGCCCGGGAGGAGGGAGUAGAAGGGAGAAGGGGGGAGAGUUAUCGCGAUAUUUCCCAUCGCCAGCGGAGGCAGGAGGGGUCUGACCGACUGGCCCCUCUUCCACCGAGGAGCCGGGCUGCCCCCUCCCUCCCCCGGCCCUCCUUCCUCUAGCUCUGAGGGGGUGGGACCUCUUGGCCAGCAGACACCCCUGCCCCUCCUGUCUCCACAGGGGGCCUAGGCAUGCCUCUCCCCCUCCCCCACUGCCCCCAUCUGCCCAGAAUUGCUUCGGAUGGCUUGAGGUGGGGAAGGAAGAGGCCUGGGGGUGGUGGAUUUGCCUGUAAAUAUCGUGGACGUGUUACCCCGCGCUUCUUCCUGGUCUUUGUCUCUUAGAGGAACCCCCACCAUACGUAUAUAUGCCUCAGUCUCUCCUGAGCUCCCUGUUGCUUGGGGGGCGAGAGGGGGGGAAGUAGGGGGUUUGUCUCCUGGUUGUCUCCCGCUGUCUUCUGAUGCCUCCUUCUCUGGGCCUCUCGCAGUUUGUAUCUGUUCCUGAAACUCAUUUCUCUUCUCCCCGUCUCCACUCUGUUCCAAGGUGUUAGUACUUGGAGAAGGAGCAUAAAGCCGGCUCUGUUGCAGCUUUUGGGUAGGGAGGUUUUCCCAGGGGCUCCCUGGUUUGGAGUUGGAGGUUGUGGCCUUAGAGCUGUCUUUGGAAUGAGGCUGGAAACAGACCCCAGGUCAGAUGCCCACCCUACUCCUCCAGCCUCUGGCCCCCCGAGUGGAGGUUGGGAGCUGCACUGCCUUUGUUGCUGGAAGACUUCUGUUAUAAUUUAUCCUGGGUGGACCGGGGAUGCACAAAAGAUGGAGCCCGAUGGUGUCGCUCAAGGAGGCACGCGUCUCCAGAGCCCCCGUACCCGGGUGACGCUCCCCAGGCCCCCUGCCCCCCACCCCGGCAUCAUGCAUCGGACCACACGGAUCAAAAUCACAGAGCUGAACCCUCACCUCAUGUGUGCCCUCUGCGGGGGGUACUUCAUCGACGCCACUACCAUCGUGGAGUGCUUGCAUUCCUUCUGCAAAACCUGCAUCGUGCGCUACCUGGAGACCAACAAGUACUGCCCCAUGUGUGAUGUGCAGGUCCACAAAACCAGGCCGCUGCUGAGCAUCAGAUCUGACAAAACCCUGCAAGACAUCGUCUAUAAACUGGUCCCUGGGCUUUUUAAAGAUGAGAUGAAACGACGGCGGGAUUUCUAUGCAGCGUACCCCCUGACUGAAGUCCCCAACGGCUCCAAUGAGGACCGCGGCGAGGUCCUGGAGCAGGAGAAGGGAGCUCUGAGCGACAACGAGAUUGUCAGCCUCUCCAUCGAGUUCUAUGAAGGUGUCAGGGACCGGGAGGAAAAGAAAGGUCCUCUGGAGAAUGGGGAUGGGGACAAGGAGAAGCAGACAGGGGUGCGGUUCCUGCAAUGCCCAGCAGCCAUGACCGUCAUGCAUCUCGCCAAGUUUCUUCGCAACAAGAUGGAUGUGCCCAGCAAAUACAAGGUGGAGGUUCUAUACGAGGACGAGCCACUGAAGGAGUACUACACUCUCAUGGAUAUAGCCUACAUCUAUCCCUGGCGGCGGAAUGGCCCUCUCCCCCUCAAGUAUCGGGUCCAGCCGGCCUGCAAGCGGCUCACCUUGCCCACAGCACCCACCCCCUCGGAGGGCACCAACACCAGCGGGGCAUCUGAGUGUGAGUCAGUCAGCGACAAGGCUCCCAGCCCUGCCACCCUGCCAGCCACCUCCUCCUCCCUUCCCAGCCCAGCCACCCCCUGCCAUGGCUCUCCCAGCUCCCAUGGGCCCCCGGCUACUCACCCUACCUCCCCUACUCCCCCUGCGACAGCCAGUGGGGCCACCACAGCUGCCAACGGGGGUACCUCGAACUGCCUGCAGACACCAUCUUCCACCAGCAGGGGGCGCAAGAUGACUGUCAACGGAGCUCCUGUGCCCCCCUUAACUUGAGGAAAGGGACCCUCUCCCUCCUUUUCCAGCCAUGCCUCGCCACCCCUCCACUUUUUCUGGGCCCCUUUUCCACCUCUUCUACUUGCCCCAGCUCCUCCCGCCUUAGGGGUGGGGGGCGGGUUUUAUAAAUAAAUCUAUAUAUAUAUGUACAUAGGAAAAACCAAAUAUACAUACUUAUUUUCUAUGGACCAACCAGAUUAAUUUAAAUGCCACAGGAAACAAACUUUAUGUGUGUGUGUAUGUGUGGGGGGUGGAGUGUUCAUUUUUAGGGGGUCUUGUGUAAUUUGCCCUGCUCUUAUUUUGGGGGGUGUCUGGCGGUGGACCCGAAGGGCCACUUGAGGCUCAGUAAAGCCCUACUCCAUCCUCCUGUUUCCCAAGGCAGAUGGGAUGUUGGGGGAGCCCCACCAGCCCCCAAAGCUUUAGGCACAACUCCAGCCGGCUAUGAACGGGGUCUACCCUCUCUCUUUCCCCAUUUUGGCUGCUGUCCGGCCCCACCAGCACCCUCCCCCCCCAUUGUUGAAUGUCCAGAGACUUGCUAAGACAGUGCCUUUUACAAAUGCAGUCUAUCCCCUGGUUCUGAGGAGUGAGUGGGUGGUGAAGAUGGCAUCUCCCUUACCUCCUCCUCUUGCAGUGGAAACUUUGUGCAAAGAAUAGAUAGUUCUGCCAUUUUCUUUUUUUUCCUGUGUGUGUGGCCUUUGCAUCAUUAUCUCGUGGAAGAGAAGAUUCGGGCCACGGGAGGCCUCAGCCCUUGAAAUUCCACUGUGGCUUUAGCAAUGUGAACUGCUUCACCCCGUUCUGCCCCUGCCCCCCACCCCACCCCGAAACUCUGACUAGCAAGGCUGGGAGGAAAGUCCCAUCUGGGGGCCUGGAGUGCCGUGGAGAGGCAGAGUGGGGCUAACCUCAGACAAGCACAGACCCCAGAUUGUGCCAAAGGCCAGCAGCCCUCCAGUCCCCUCCCCACCCCCAGCUGAGGCAGAGUCAAGAAAGAGCGACAGAGGCAUCUAAAAGCACAAGAAGACAGAAGCCUGUAGGCUCUGACCUCUGCUCCGUCCCGCGAGGUCAGUGGACUGCCCCCUGAAGGGCAGACCCCACCAGAUUCCUGCCCACCUGUUUUCCCUCCAGUGUACAUAGCUCAGAUCGGGGAGGAGGUGAGGAGGCUAGACUCCCUUGCAACCUAGGUGUUUGGGGUUGGGAGCCCCCCCCCAUCAGGUUUGUCUGUGUUUGCACCUUGUCCUGUGUCUGAGGUGCUGUGACUGUACCCUCCUGCCCUGGGACAUUUGUAUCUCCUGGCUUUGUAAUAAAUGCUGCAUACUCUCUG